GGACAGAAGAUAUGACGCAUGGGUGCAUGUCGUGAAAAGUUACUUCUGUCACUCUUGUUCGUCGGCGAUUGGCGAAAGUUUUCAUUGGCCAUUCCGAGCGUGUUAAACCUGUUUGUGUAACUAAUGUCGCGGCCAAUAGGAGAGAAUUCCUGUAGAGUCCUCAAUGGUUGGUAAAUGACGACCGAUUGAUUGAGUCCUAAGCGUUGCCCUAGGGACUUUGUGUGUUUGUGUGAUUGAAUUGGGCCACGGUGUGCCGCCAUACAGACAGACAGACGGUACAGUGCUGCGCCGGCCUGAAGUGUGGUACUCCAGCGCCGCGGCGGCACACUUUCUACGGUGUCAUAUCCGAGUACGAGAGUCCGUGUAGGGUUACGGUACGUCCCCCGGAACUGCCCCGGUAAGGCGACACCAACAUGCCGCCUGAGACGCAAAUCCCUGCCCACCUCAGGACACCCAAGACCAGCUAUAGCGAUGACUACAAGAAGCCGCGACCCUUCAAACAGAUUAAGGCGAGACCAUUUUCUCCUGGGCGGCGGAAUAAUCCCCAUCCUCGCACGGGAUUUCUGGACACGCCGAACUCGGCCCGGUUCGCCACGGGGACGGCGCUACUCCAGGAGAGGGUACGCAAGGCCGUGCGGGACUACAUGCGCCGGGCGUCCGUCGAAUCACGACCGGACAACCCGCAAGACAUGACCAACACCGACUUCUUCUCUGUUCAACCCAAGGAGAUCCAGCAAAGACUGCCGAACACGGGUGAGCAUGUGGUCAAGAAAUUUGUCAGGCCGUCGAUGCAAUACCUGAAGCAGUCGCUGGAGCCCCCACAGCAACAGCAGUACCACCAACCUCCCGACCCGGAGGUACCGCGAGUAAGUAUCCAGGCUCGCCUCCCCCAGUACAAGCCGAGAGAGAAGUGGGUAGUGGUCAACAAAGGGCCGCCCACAGCACCGGAGGACCAGCCGCACUGGUCAACCUGGAACACCAAGACACCCUUCCACCCUCCCACAGCGCCGCAGCACCACGUGAACUCGGUCCCGAGCAGACCGAAGACAGCUCCCCCUGGCGAGUUCAGAGAGGACGAGCAGGAGUGGACGACGUACCGUACUGUGAAGACCCCGCCCCACGCCAUGACAGGCUACACCGCCUACCCGCAGUCACACCAGCCCAUCCCGCCGCCUGACAACAGGCCGGUGAGCGCUAUGGACGGACAGGUGGGCAAGUUCAAGACUUGGGCCCAGAACGCUGACGACUACGAGAAACAGAUAGUUUACGACAUGUUGAAGAGUCUGAACGGCGGGAAGUCUGCCGGGCCUGAGCGGUCCCAGCCGAGCUCCAUGCGGGUACAUGUGGCCACACGGGGGAGUUCCCCCGUACGUCUGGAAAAAUCAGCGUCACAGAAUAGAGCGACCCGUUCUGCACCAGCGCGACAACGGCGCAAGCUGGCCCCCACCGGCGCCAACAACGGACCGCCCCCGGCCUACCGGCUGAACGGGAUCGACGGUAGGGUGGACGGGAACCCCCGCGAAGAAAAGAUCCUGAAGGACUACAUGGAAGACUUGGAAGAAAAGGCUUACCUGUCAGAAAUCUUCAAGAGUUCCAGCGGUAAGAAGGACAGCCAAGUGCAGAGCGGCAAGUCUAACGUGACCAUUGCACGGCUGCCCCCUAACCCACCGCGGUGGUACCGCAACCAGCCGAAGAAGUCGCUGGACUACACCUGUAACGUCAGCUUCUUCCAGCACGUCCGGCCGCCGCACCGCAGUCACUUCAUCAUCGCGCCCGACUGGACCUCCGAGAGACUCACUGUCAGGAAGAAGAUAAACCACAUGGUGUCUAGUUCUGUGUAAUAAC
Messenger RNA from Branchiostoma floridae (Florida lancelet), 1845 nucleotides. RefSeq lists its product as uncharacterized. The transcript is spliced from 10 exons. The coding region runs from base 414 to 1841 and encodes 475 amino acids. The record is from RefSeq and is a predicted model, not a curated record. Lineage: Eukaryota; Metazoa; Chordata; Leptocardii; Amphioxiformes; Branchiostomatidae.